AUGACAGAUAUAGAACCAUAUGUUGAUCCAAUAAUAUCUUUAAUCCAAGAUCCUAAUCUAAAUAAAGACAAAUUUAAGUCUUCACAACUAAUACAUCUAAUUCAUGAGAUAUCCGAGAGAAGAAUAAACAAACUAUGUUCAACAUCAUUUAAAAUACUACAAACAUUGGAAAAUAUUCAAUUAAAAUUCAAAAGUUGGGAAUUUUUAUCAUUAGAUUUUAAUUCAGAUAAUCAUUUUCACAAUAAUAAUAAUGAUGAUAAAAUUAAGGACUUUAACGCCGGUAUUGCUAAUAAAGUAAUGAUUGCUUGUACGGAGAUUAAUGUCAAAAUUGCCAAAAUCUCCUCAGAUAUUGAUAUUAUAAGUAAAAAUUCAAAGACUUUGGCACCAAGGGAUUUAAUGAGUGAUGCAGGAACAAUGUUGACAUCUUUACUACUACGAAUUAUCAAAUUGAAAAAUGAUGUUGUUGAACAACUCAGUAUUGCUUAUUCAAAAAGUAAAUUGAUUCUUAUUGGAGAGGAAUUGGAGAUGUGGGAAGAUGAAAAUACCGUUACUUAUUACAAGACAUUUAUAUCAGCUUUACUACAGCAAUUGAAUGAUGCUAUUGAACAAGGUGAUUUUGAUGCUAAAUAUGAAUGUUUGGCUGUUAUCAAUGAUUUAGAACAAAUGUUUGAGAAAUUUAGAGUGGAAAAAUUGAUUGAUGAAUCAUUAGAAGAAAGUAGACUUGUGGAACAACAACACCAAAAACAAAAAGAAGAAGAAACUAAACUACAGAGACAAUUCCAAUAUGAGGAUGAGGAUGAUGAUGUACAUAUUGAUUCAGAAUCGGAUUUCUUUGGUACUAAGAAUGAUUCUCCUCCAGAAGAUUCAUUUUCUGAAUAUUCUGCUUUUUCAUCCUUAUCACCACAAGUACCAAUGGUUCGUUCAAUUACUGGUCAUAAAGAUCAUGACUCAGUUUCCAAUUAUCAAGGUACAAUCACUGACGAAUUACCAUAUUUAAUGACAGCAUUUAGCUCAGCAAAGAAUUUUGAAAUGGAUGUUAAUAAUUAUAAAAUUGAAGAAGAAAAAGAAAAUAAUCUUUCCAAAUCUCAUAAAAGAUCAAUUGCUAAACAACAACAAUCAGAAUCUCAAGGACAACAAACCCAAUUUAAGAAACCAUUUUUCCCAAAGACUAAUUUACCUGAUGCUUCACUUUACUCCGAGAGUAAUGUUAUUCAUCCACCAUUAUAUUCAAGUUCAAUUUUAAGAACAUUCGGUAUAAAACCACAAGUUAUUAAUGUACCUGAAGAAUCAGUUACUGGAGAGAAGAAAAAGAUUAAAAAACACAAUAAACCAUUGUUACUUACAGAAGAAAAUGUUUCUCAUCUAGACUUUAUAGAUUAG
Candida tropicalis MYA-3404 is the source of this 1380-nucleotide messenger RNA. RefSeq lists its product as uncharacterized. The record is from RefSeq and is a predicted model, not a curated record. Bases 1 to 1380 code for a protein of 459 amino acids. The transcript has a single exon. NCBI's taxonomy places the organism in Eukaryota, Fungi, Ascomycota, Pichiomycetes, Serinales, Debaryomycetaceae.